This is a messenger RNA of Arctia plantaginis, 468 nucleotides long. The record is from the annotation of a GenBank genome assembly. NCBI's taxonomy places the organism in Eukaryota, Metazoa, Arthropoda, Insecta, Lepidoptera, Erebidae.
AUGUUCAGCAAAAUUGUAGCUUUCGGUGCGAUGUUGGCCGCUGCCAACGCUGGUUUAUUGGGACAUGGCCACGCCAUCUCUUCCCAAAACAUCAUUCGUCACGACGAACCAAUACACUAUGCCGCUCCCUUGGCUCACUACGCUGCUCCCGCUGUCCACUACGCCGCCCCUAUCGCCCAACAUGCUGCCCCUGUAGCUCACUACGACGGUCACGAUACCUAUGCUCACCCCAAAUAUGACUUCGCCUACUCCGUGGCCGACCCUCACACCGGUGACCACAAGUCUCAGCACGAGAGCCGCGACGGUGACUCCGUCCAUGGCUACUACUCUCUGCUCCAACCUGACGGUUCUGUCCGCAAGGUCGAAUACAACGCUGAUGCACACAAUGGAUUCAACGCUGUUGUACACAACUCCGCUCCUGCUGUACAUCCCGCCCCCAUCCAUGGACAUGCUUACCACCACUAUUAA